UGAGCGCGUAAAGGAGCCGGGUGGCAGGCGGGCAUUGGUGCCAGGAGGCAGCUCACUCUCCAGCGACCAAUGACCACCAGCUCCAGAGCUCGAGCUCAGUGCGCACUGCUUAGAGCACCACGCGCUCAGGCACCCCUUUCUCUCUCUCUCUCUCUCUCUCUCUCUCUCUCUCUCUCAUCUGGAGCUUUCUCUCCUCUCUGGACAGCAACCAUCACAGCCAGCCAGCCAUCGCCACUCAUCAGGCGCGCGCAUGACAGACAGCAGCUCUGUGGGGGCGUGAAGGAAGGGUAGAGAGCGAGCGCGCAAAAGACCCGCAAACUUCUUUCUCAGUGGCAUGAUGAGGCGCGCGCGAGCCGCUGCAGACGCGCACUGCAUCUCUGCGUUUUGACGCAUCUGCUCGAGCAAAGAUAAAGAGGAAAAAACAACGCAAGAGUCAACACGGACAGCAGCAGGAGAAGAAGCGGCAGCAGGAGCAGAAUCAGCAGCAUGCCCCACGCACGCGCCAGGAACCCCAGCCCCAUCCCAGAGGUAACAUGGGACACGGGGCUAAAGGAAAUGAACGAGACCUGGAAAGGGGCUAUCGCGUGUCUCGGCGUGGCCAUCUUCUUUGUCAUGACCAUCGGGAUCAUUUACUGGCAAGUGGUCGACCAGCCCAACAAGAACUGGAUCCUGAAGGGGGGCUUCAGUGGACUGAUCUGGGAGCGCAGGGCGCACUCCCUGCUCAUCCAGACGCUGAGCGAGGACAAGACCUUCGUGGAGAUCGACGUGGGCAACGUGGGCAACCCGGACAUGGAGGUGCCCUUCGUGCGCAACCUGUGCUGGCUCAACAAGACCGAGUUCUGCUACACGUGGGACUCGGUGGCCGAGGUGAAGAUAUCUUUGGAAAUAGCUGACGAGUCAGAGACCGAGUGCUACAGUAUGACCUGGACCCCGGUUCACUGCCAUGUAGAGCUGAAGGACUGCUUCUCCAUGGUGAACGUCUCAUGGUAUGGUGGGGCCAGUGUUCACUCCCCCAGCUGGCCGAUAAAUGAUGAGGAUGUUUCGAUGCAGCCCUUCAGAGUCAGUGACCUGAGGGACAACCCAGCUGGCUUCGGUUCAGUCCUAGAGCGCUACUUUCUGGGCUCAUCAGGUGUGGCAGUUCUGGUGGCCCCACACAUCCCGCUGCACGUUGGAGUGCAGAGCAGGCAGCAGUUCUGUCUUCAGACGGCCCCCAGUAUGGAGCGAAUGCCCCUGCAGUACACCGUCUGUGUCGGCCAAAACAUCAGUGCUGUCCAUCAAGAGGCAAUACAACAGCUCAACAUGCCCUACAGAGAACUGCCCAAGAUGAAUGUCUUACGGUUGCCUUUCUGGAAGCUUCCAGCAAAUGUGGACUCAGGGGUGAAGGUUGAGAAGGAGCUGAGAACCUUCUCUAACCGGUUGAAGAGGCACCACCUAGGGGAGGGGAUCAUCAGCCUUGACGAACAUUCCACGUCUCUCCUCUCCAACAUGGACCAUGACUACCUCAGUGGCAGGAGAAGGACGUCGAAGAGACAGACCAGGGACCUCCCUUUUGUGAAGCUUCUGAACAUUUCCGUUACUCUGUCCCCGUACUUGAGUGUGGACACGCGACAGUUCCAGACCUCCAUGCAGGACGGAACGCAGGAUUACUGGCUCAGCCUGCCCUCCGGCCCUUCAGCUCGACUGGUUCCUCUGUUAACUCAGUGGAGAGGAAAGUAUUGUGUCAAGCUGAACAUCACUAACCCAAAGGCCGUGAACUGGUUCUUGGAGAGAGUGGGCAGCCUGCACAGUCGCCUGGGCAUGGAAUAUAUUAUCCUGGAGGGGGGAGAGGGAAACCCCUUUGAGGAACAGGCCCUGCGGCCCCCGCCUGCACUGGCAGGAGAUGAAUAUGUUGGGUUAUUGGCGGGACUUGCUGAAAGGAUAGGGGACAAUGCCAUUGUGAGUGCAGGGACGAGGUCCAGCCAUAAGCCUUUGUUCAUCCAUAUGAGUGCACUGCAGUCUGACUGGAGCUAUGCUGGUCUUAAAGGCAUCAUUCCCUCCUUGCUGCAUUACAGCCUGCUGGGCUACAAUUUCUUCAUUCCCGAUGCCGUAGGAGGCUCUCUCUCCAGUGAGCCAAUCGCAGAUGAUGAGCUCUUCAUUCGUUGGCUGGGAAUCGUGGCCUUUCUGCCUGUUCUCAGUUUCCAGACACCUCCAUGGGCAUUUGAAGAUGAUAAGGUUCUUAACCUCACCACAGUCUACAUAGCGAAGCACCAGGACUUUGUGGUUCCACUAAUAGAGAAAUAUGCAGAAGAGUGGCAGGCCAGCGGAAACCCCAUCUACCGUCCUCUGUGGUGGGUCAGUCCCGAAGAUCCAGCCACGUUUAGUAUUGAUGAUGAGUUUCUCAUUGGAGAUGAGGUCCUCGUUGCACCAGUGACUGAAAAAGGAGCCUCACAGAGAGACAUUUACCUGCCAAAAAGUGACUUUCAGUGGGAGGACACGAACAACGCUAAAGUGUUUGAUGGAGGGACGCUUCUCCAGGGCUACCCUGCCGAACUUGGGGAGGUUCCUGUAUUUGUACGAAAGACGUCCUGAGGCCGCGCUGACUGCCUAUCAUAAAGCUGAUUUUUCUAUUUUUGAUUUCUUCACUUGUGCUGAUCUCCAGUUGCACUUUCCACAAAGACCACUUUCUGUGUCUCGAGGCACCGUCUUGAGAUUAGGUACAAGAUGAUUUGAUACUUUUGCACUUUACAAAUCAAAAUGAUUUAUACCUUCUCGUGAUUUUUGAUCUGUUUUGUUUUAGUCAUCUGCUAUAUGUUUUGUAAAUUUUUUUUAUUUAUGUUUUGUUAUUUCUUAGAGCUGUGGUUUACACUUGAGAAACUCUUACAGCCUUAAACGUUUUCCACCUCGCAUAAAAUGAGGAGUGAGAAAUUUGCUUAAAAACUUUAUUUUUUUUUUUCGAAAGAAGACCAAACAGUCAGUGAAAAAAAGAGACUUCCUGCCAAGGAAGACCCUGUGAAGAAGAAGCUUGACGCUGAUGUCAGAAAGAGUAGGAGCGUCACGUAAUAUUGCAGACUUUUCACUCGGACUUUGCUGAUUAUUUUGAUAAGAUAACUGUACCUCAAAUCUGUUGUACUUUUUGUUGAAUGGGGGAUAAGUUGGAGUGACUCUCUAUAGCCCAACAUACACUCAAACUUACUGCAAGUCAAAUAGAAGGUAAAGGAAUAGUUCAGUAAAAAAAAAAUAUAUAUAUAUUUAAACAGUUUUACCUUUACCAUGUUUGAUGACUGAGGAUCACUUCAAAAGUCUUGCACUGGAGAAGGAUAAUGUAAUAUAAUUACUGUGUUACUCAUAAUAUCUUUUAUAAAUCUUUUUAUAUUAGCACUUCCAGCUUAACAGAACACACAUUAGAUAGAAAGAAAACUACAACCUCCUCCACCUUGACCCAACAGUGGCAGCUAAGGAAAAACCCUGAGUAUUGAACCCACAACCCUGUGAUAAAUUACCCAGAGCACCACUGCCUCAGUUUGUUUGUUUGUUUGUUUAGACAUAGUAAGAAAAAAACAUUUUGUUCCCCAAAGAACCAUGUUACAUCACUUUUACAUCAAUGAACAUUUUAUUGAAAGUUCUUUAUGCUUACACAAACAACAAACCAAAAUUGGCUUUACAAUUUUAUGGUAUCACUUAAACUUUUGUAAAACAAUUUUAGCACAUUUUAUAGAAAAUUGUUAAAUGAAUCCCCCAUUUUUUUUUUUUGCACCUCUUGCAUACUUCAAGCUAAAAAUCAUGGAAGCAAUGUUUGGAUAUCAAACACUUCUGGCGGAUUAACUGUUUUGGGAUAAAUUUAAAUGUUUUUUGGUAAACUGUUCUUUUAAUAGUCAAAUGUGGUGCACAGUGCACAGCCUUGAGUAACUCUAUAGGCAAGGUAUGAGUAUAAGAGAUGACCACCACUUAUGGUAUAAGAUGGUUCAUCUCCAGGAUCUAUAAAGCUGCACAGUCUUACAAUGGGAUGCUGUCUAAAUGUAGUUUUUCAGAUACGUUUGUCUUGGACUGUUUCAUUUGUCCAGCUGUCACUUCAAUACUUUUUUUAUGUUUUCAAAGUGAUUUGUAACAUUUUAAUAUUGUAGAUUAUUGAGAUCAAACAAGAACUGUAUGAUAUUCUUGGUAAUUACUAAAAAAUACUAAAAAAAAAAAACAAGACAAAAAUCAUUUUGUAUUCACACAUCUACACACAACUACAGGAUGUAAUAAGUUUUCUUAUGAAUCUUAAUUCAUGUCAAUAAGGCUGAUUACUACGGGACUACAGCAAUUGUUAAUUACUGAUUUGCCAGUAAUACAGGGGAACACAGAGAUACAAGAGCUUUUAUAUAAUGCCAAAUGAUGUACACUAUGGGUGCAAUAUUGCCUCAAUACUCAUAACCUUUAUGCUUCUGCACACUUGAGUCCUCUGCACUUGAGUUUAUGAGGGGAUUAGUAGGAGCCCAGCAUUUGGUCUUUAAGUCUGAAACCAGUAUCAGCCAGUGUCAUGUGAAGCUCCAGAGCUGAGGGAGAACUUGAUCAGUGUGACCUGGCACAUGUAGCCUUCUGGGAACUUCUUCUUAAUCCAGAUUGUUAUUGUCUGUGUUUACUGUAACUGCAGGUCUCUCAGGUCAAAGAUAUCCAAUCCAACAACUGAAGAAUGUCUUAGCGAGGCCCUGCCAUGUGCACGCUUAAAAUGUCUUAAUCUCUUUUUUAUCUGAACAUAUAGUUUUCAGAUGCGACAAACUGUGAUGCUUUUAUGCUGAACUGUCUUCAAGGAGCCUCUUUUUCUGUCUUGUUUUCUUUUCUUUCUUUCUUUUUUUUUGCUUUGAUUUUGAUACUAAAACUGGGUUUUCGUAACAUCAGUUUAAAGGCGUUUAUUAAUUCUGUCUGCUAAAUGCGUUCAGGUCCUACGUUCUUUUGUAAACCUGGGCCUUCCACAAAUCAGCAUUGUAAGUGACUGUGCCACUGUGUGUCAGUGUGUAUUUGGUCUGUAAAUCUGAGAACUAGAAAUGUUAAUUCAUAAUAAAGUUUACAUUUUCGUAUGAUAGAAAUAUA
Messenger RNA from Astyanax mexicanus (Mexican tetra), 5049 nucleotides. Its product is annotated as SITS-binding protein. The record is from RefSeq and is a predicted model, not a curated record. Lineage: Eukaryota; Metazoa; Chordata; Actinopteri; Characiformes; Acestrorhamphidae. The coding region runs from base 487 to 2568 and encodes 693 amino acids. The transcript has 10 exons.